Molecule: messenger RNA, 900 nt
Organism: Paramecium sonneborni
Lineage: Eukaryota; Ciliophora; Oligohymenophorea; Peniculida; Parameciidae
Source: the annotation of a GenBank genome assembly
AUGAAUUAAAAUAAAUAAUAACUAGUGCACUUGUACUAAUUAUGGCCAUCUAACAAUCGAUUCUUUUGUAGAGGUCGUUUAAUGACAGGACCAAGGGCAGACAAUACUACUAAUUUAAUAACAUGGCUAUUAAUAAUUCUUAUUGGUGCUCCAUUCGUUGUCUAUAUCUCCCCAUAGAUUUGGAUUGUUUUGCAUCCAUCUCUUCCAAUAAUAUCAUAUGUCAUGUAUUUUAGCUGUAUACUCUUCCUAUUUAUGACUUAAUUUACUGAUCCAGUAACAUAUUCAUAAUAUUUUAUAUAGGGAAUUAUCCCUAGAAAAGAAAUCAUUGAAAAAAUAAGAGAUGAAAAUCUAUUGCAUUUAAUACCAACUGAAGCUGAUAAUGCUAAUUAUUCAGUUAAAAUUUGUAUUACUUGUAUGAUUAAAAAACCACCUCGCUCUAAUCAUUGUGCAGAAUGCGAUAAUUGCGUAGAUGUAUUUGAUCAUCAUUGCCCAUUUGUUAACAAUUGUAUUGGAAAACGAAAUUAUGCAUAUUUCAUAUCAUUUAUUGCAACACUUACCAUGGCAGCUAUUUCUUUUGGAAUUGAAUUUUUAUCUUUCGUUAUACUCAUUGCUACAACUGAUUAAAAAGUUCAGCAAAUUCUUAUCAUUAUUUUGAUGAUCCCAUUUGGAAUAUGCAUUUUGUUAGUCUUUGGUCUGCUUAUAUUUCAUAUCUUUCUCAUCAUCACUGGAAAAACUACUAAAGAACAACUUAAAAAUUUAGAAAAGAGUUCUACUCAUAGUAAAUGUGAAAGAACUAAGAGUCUCUUCAACUCUAGAUUAAUUGUUGAAAAAUUAUCAUAUGAUUAAAUUAGAUAUGAUUAAGAAAUAGCUGAUAUCAAUCCAAUCAUUAUUCCAGCUUGA